Molecule: messenger RNA, 1188 nt
Organism: Aspergillus oryzae RIB40
Lineage: Eukaryota; Fungi; Ascomycota; Eurotiomycetes; Eurotiales; Aspergillaceae
Exons: 2
Coding region: 1-1188 (395 amino acids)
Source: RefSeq, a predicted model, not a curated record
AUGGCUACAUCUGAGGACAUCAAAAAUGAGAUAUACAAACUAUCGGUACUUCCAUUCAUCCUCGAAAGGCGAGGCGACUAUGAUAAGGCAAUCGAGAUUCACAAGAGCGCUAUCGAUAUCCUCAGCGCGGCGGCAGAAAAAUUCAGGAAAUCGUCGAACGUGCGCAAAAUAAAUCGCAAGAUGUUCGAAAGGCAGGUCGAUCUGCAUUGCGAACGAUUUGCCUACUUGGAGAGUCUAAAGCGCAAAGGUAGUUUCGAGGGGAUUAUAUUGCCGCCCACAGUACUUGAUGUAAUGCAGGAGCUGGAGAGGGACGAUGGAGAUAACAGUCCUUGGACUCUGUCUCAGAUUCGAAAGGCGCUCCACGACUAUGGAAAGGAGGCGCCAACUAAUACUGAGCCACCGUCUCAACUGAAACCUUUCCUCGACGCGGCAGAUUCGGUCAAGGCCCCAUUCUUCGCGCCGACACUUUCCUCGUCAGCGGAGCCGGUGAUCUACCGGCUCUCUCACUCAUCAGAGCUAGUUGACAUGGGGGUGCGAUCGCACUGGUGGUUCGUCAAGGAUUCAGCCAACAAGCACACACUUUAUGCUCUACAGGCGGUAUGGAGCCAGGAGGUGCCCAUUGUGGAGGCUAUUCUACGCCGGGCAGGAGAGUUCCUCCCUCAGAUGGGUGCCGUAAGCAUAAAGAUGCGCAAGACGAAAGGGGGUUCUUUCCGUUUAGUGACGAGUACAGUGCCCCAGGCCGGGGAUAUUGUCGAGAUCCCCGACGGAGAGGCGCAACGCAAGGACUGGUCCCCCCGGCGGUUCAAGUACGGUGGGCGCAAUUUCGUGUGGAAGAGUGGGCGUGCUGACGGAAAGAGUGCGGACGGGGGCCUAUUCAGGUCGUUCUCGUGGGAAACUCUCUAUGAGACGAAGCGUGUAUGGGCGAAAGAAGGAAGCAGAACAGGGAAAAUGGAAGAUGAGACGAUAGGGCCGAGACUGUGCUGGGGAGAGAAAGGUGGAGGCAACGGAGCGGCUCACUCUAUAUACAUGGUAGGAGGGUUGGAUCUCCAAUUUCGAGAGCAUCUCUUGGCAUCACAGUUGGCAAGGCUGGUGCGGUGCAGUAACCCGCCGCAGAAGGACUCGACUGGAGCGGAAACGGUCUCGGCUGGUGGGGAAAGCAUCCUGUCCCUUGUGGAGUGGCUUUCUUAG